AUGGCUCGUACCAAGCAAACCGCCCGUAAGUCCACCGGAGGGAAAGCUCCCCGCAAGCAGCUGGCCACCAAAGCCGCCCGCAAGAGCGCCCCGGCCACCGGCGGAGUGAAGAAGCCUCACCGCUACAGGCCCGGCACCGUGGCUCUCCGAGAGAUCCGCCGCUACCAGAAAUCCACCGAGCUGCUCAUCCGCAAGCUGCCCUUUCCAGCGCCUCGUCCGAGAGAUCGCCCAGGACUUCAAGACCGACCUGCGCUUCCAGAGCUCCGCCGUCAUGGCUCUGCAGGAGGCCGCAGAGGCUUAUCUCGUCGGACUCUUCGAGGACACCAACCUCUGCGCCAUCCACGCCAAGAGGGUCACCAUCAUGCCCAAAGACAUCCAGCUGGCACGCCGCAUCCGCGGAGAGAGAGGGCCUAG
Molecule: messenger RNA, 414 nt
Organism: Staurois parvus
Lineage: Eukaryota; Metazoa; Chordata; Amphibia; Anura; Ranidae
Source: the annotation of a GenBank genome assembly